CAGUCUUGCGGGUAGUCAUGCCGCUGGUCGUGCUGUGCGGCCUGCCGGACAGCGGCCGGAGCCGGCGCGCCGACGAGCUGCGGAGCGCGUUGGAGGCGGAGGGUCGCCCCGUGACGGUCGUGCGCGAUGCCGACGUGCUCGGGCCCGGUGGUCCGGAGGCGCUCCGCGAGGCCUACUCCGACUCGACCCGCGAGAAGGCGCUGCGCGCGGCCCUCAAGGCCUCGGUGGAGCGCGACCUGGGUCCCCGGGCUGUCGUCCUCCUCGACUCGCUCAACUACAUCAAAGGCUUCCGCUACGAGCUUUACUGCCUGGCUCGGGCGGCGCGCACCCCACUCUGCCUGCUCUACUGCCUGAAGCCCCGGCCGCGGGCACCAGGCCCCUCGGAGGACGGCCGGCCCCAGGCCGGGGCUGCAGCCGGCAGCUGGAGGCCAAAGGCCGCAGAGCCGGAGCACGGGCAGCAGGCUGGGGCCCCACGGGAGGCUGGAGAGCCUCCGGAGGAGGGCUCCGAGCAAAGCCCAGGAUCUCCGGCCUCAAGGCUUCAGGGAAACACGGGCUCAAGCACGCUCUGCCCAGAAGAAAGCAGGGAACUGGGGGUCACGGGGCCCAGGGCGGCUGAGGAUUUGGGGCCUGAGCUGGCCAGAAAGCCAGGCCCCCCCGAGCCCGGGAGCCCGAAACAGGGGCCAGACCUGGGUUUUCCCCCGGAGCUUUUGGAGGCCCUGGCCCAGAGGUUUGAGGCCCCAGACUCCAGGAAUCGCUGGGACCGGCCCCUCUUCACGGUGCUGGGCCCUGAGGAGCCACUGCCUCUGGCCCAGAUCUGGGCAGCCCUCUUUGAGAGCCAGGUACCUGCCCCCCACCAAGCCACACAGUCACAGCCUCUGUCCUCCACCAAUUUCUUGCACCAGCUGGAUCAGGUCACCAGUCAGGUCCUGGCAGCCCUGAUGGAGGCUCAGAAAACUGCCGUCCCUGGGGACUUGUUGGCCUUACCUGGGACUACGGAGAGGCUGCUGUUCACUCGCCCCCUCUCUAUGGCUGAGCUGAGCCGCCUGAGGCGCCAGUUCAUCUCCUACACCAAGAUGCACCCCAACAAAGAGAACCUGCCCCAGCUGGCCAACAUGUUCUUGCAGUACCUGGGCCAGAGCCUCCACUGAAGGGAAGGGGGCCCAGGGACUCAAGAGGCAAAAGCCUGAGGCUGCCUCCUGUUCCUCUGGUCCUGGAUUCCCUUCCUUCUUACCAUCAAGUGGUAUGAGAUUGUAAGGUGAUGCUGACAGUUGCAAUUAACUGAACUUCAGACUGGCCAGUUUGGGCUUAGUGACUGGUGCUUGAGUACAUGUACCUUCAGAGAACAGGGCUUUAGAUGGACAGCAUCGAGUAUUAACAUUUGUAUUUUUGGAAGUAGUGAAAUUUUUGGACACUGGACUUCCUUUCUCAGUCCGGAGGCAACUAGAGAAAAGACUCAAAAUAGACAAGAAGCUAUAAAAAAAAGAACAGAAUUCUGUUUUUCAGUUGACAUGCUGCAAUAAAAGAUUUUU
Trichosurus vulpecula (common brushtail) is the source of this 1529-nucleotide messenger RNA. It is a transcript of the gene KTI12, whose product is annotated as KTI12 chromatin associated homolog. NCBI's taxonomy places the organism in Eukaryota, Metazoa, Chordata, Mammalia, Diprotodontia, Phalangeridae. Bases 18 to 1148 code for a protein of 376 amino acids. The transcript has a single exon. The record is from RefSeq and is a predicted model, not a curated record.